Messenger RNA from Girardinichthys multiradiatus, 4441 nucleotides. It is a transcript of the gene cnksr1, whose product is annotated as connector enhancer of kinase suppressor of Ras 1. The transcript is spliced from 21 exons. Gene Ontology annotation, molecular function: protein binding. Bases 86 to 2620 code for a protein of 844 amino acids. The record is from RefSeq and is a predicted model, not a curated record. NCBI's taxonomy places the organism in Eukaryota, Metazoa, Chordata, Actinopteri, Cyprinodontiformes, Goodeidae.
UUUUCCUUCUUCCAGCAGCCCGGACAGGUAGAAAUCGGCCAGGACCGCCGGCAGCUGAACGAGCGAGUGGAGCAGGACUCCGAGCAUGGAGCAUAUCGCGGCGUGGGGUGAGGAGAGAGUCACCAAAUGGCUCCAAGGUCUGGAUGCUCCCACCGAUCAGUACCAGGUUUCAGAGUGGCAUCUGUCAGGUCUGGAUCUGCUCCAGUUGACAUCCCAGGAUCUGGAGGUGUUGGGAGUACAGAAGAUUGGACACCAGGAGCUCAUUCUGGAGGCUGUGGAGAAGCUCUGCUCUCUGACUUAUGGCAUUGGAGGAGAGAGCCUGCGAGGCCUGACUGAAAAGCUGUGCGCUGUUGCCCAAUCCCUGCAGAUGGGCAUCCAGAGCCGUUGGCGCCGCAAUGGCUACGACGGACGGAGCACUACCAAGCUGCCAGCUGGCAUUCUGAAGAAUGUAAUUGAGCUCAUCACUUCUGCCAAAGGUCUCUUCUCUUUGCUCAACAGAUAUCAGUUAUCCCAGCUCAGCGGCAACACCUCCACCCAGAACAUAUUCACUUAUUGCAGAGAUCUUGGAGACAUCGUGCACAAGGAUACCACGGUCUAUGAGAAAGAGAAGGACAUCAUCUCUGUUUGCCGUCCGUUGGUGGAGGUUUGUGACGAGAUCCUGAGCUCCAGGUCCGAAUCACUUCUAACCCACACGGUUCAGCUGGAGAGUGUCAACCUGGUGCCUGCUUUGCCUGGUGAUGAGUUGGGGAUCGAGAUAACAUCUACCAGCUCCAGCAACCACUACGUGACUGGAAAGGCUGCUGAGCCCUCCACAGAUGCCUAUUUGAGAGUCCUGUCUGGUGAUGAAGUGGUCCAAGUCAACGACCAGAUAGUGGUCGGUUGGAGCAGAGCCAACCUUAUUAAGAAGCUGCGGGAGAAUCCCAAUGGAGUGACUCUGGUCUUAAAGAAGAUCGCUGGAACGGUGCAACACAAGCAUUCAAUCCAGAUCCCCGUCGUGAAGAAGGAGGAAGAGGAGAGAAAAGAAAGGUCAGAGGGAGAAGAGCAGGAGGACAAAGACAAGAAUCCGAGGCACUCCAUAUUUGACAGAGUGGCAUCUUCUGUCAGAUUCUCAUCAUUUAGGCGGGCCGUUCAUGGGCCAGAGGUUCGACAGCAGCCUAUGGGACAGGAAGAGUCUGAGUUACCUUCUGACAAGGAACUGGAGAAGAGUCUGACUUUAACCGCAUUUCAAAACCAACCGGGCCGGUUGUCUCCUCUGCCGGCGUCAGUGUUUGAGGGUUCGGAUGGUUUGAAGCCUUCUCCAAAACUCAGGAGAGACCGGUUGCCCUCAACAAGAAGCCUUUCCCCUUUUGAAUUUAACCAAGACAGAAGUAGCGUCAGCUCCUACCCGGAAAUGGUGGGACACACGACAAAUAAGGAAACCAAGAAGACCACUACAAAAGGAAUGUCGAAAGCUCUGAGCCGACGUCGCGUGUCCUGCCGGGAUUUGGCUCAUCCCGAAUGUGAUGGCUGGCUCUGGAAGAAGAGGAAGGAGAGCAGCGUCUUCAUCACCCAGAAGUGGCACCGAUUCUGGUUUGUUCUGCAAGGAGCCAGUCUUUACUGGUAUAACACCCCACAGGAUGAAAAAGCCGAGGGUCUUCUCAAGAUAGCCAGCUACAACUUAGAGAGUGCUGGAGAGCACAAGAGAAAAUUCGUUUUCCAAAUGACCCAUCAGAAAUUUCAUAACUUCUUCUUCGCUGCUGACACUGCCAGCGACCUGAGAAAGUGGGUUAACAGUCUGAUUACAUCCAUACAAAAGUACAAGAAGCUCCAUAAAGGUCCAGCUAUUGAAGAAGAUUGUUACAGCGAAACUGAAUCGGAGAGUGAAUCGUCUCCUUCACCUCGCAGGAGAAACAAGAAGGUGCAGUCUAACACGCUGCCUCUAACCAAGGAGAAAGUAAUCAAGGCGCCAUUAUCAACUCCUUCAACAGAGGGCAGCAAAGAAGGUGGCACUGUCGAUGAGAUGGGAAUGAUGUUUAACAACCUCAAGGAAGGAGGCGUUUCUCUGAUUGGCCAUGAGCAGCCGUUCACGCACGACCACUUCAGGAAGUCCUUCAUUCGGCGCAACAAGAACCCAAUCAUCAAUGACAAGGUGCACACGCUGCGAGCCCUGCAGAGCACGCUGAAGGCUAAAGAAGCUGAGUUGCUGGAGAUCAACAAGAUCCUGGAGGACUAUAACCUGACUGCGUCAAAGUACAGGCGAUGGAAGGAGCAUAACGAGGAGCUGGUUUCGGAAAUCGAGAAGCUGGCCACCCAUAGGGCCUCCGCAGGAGGAAAGGACAUUGCUCCAGUGCAGGACACGCAUGCUGAGGACGUUGCCUUGGAAACUGUUGCUACAGAAACAGCCAUAGCAACAGAGACAGCAGAGACUGAAGGUGCGUACAGACUAAGCCUAAGCGAUGGCGAGAUGCUCGUAGACGCAGAGCCAUCUAAUGUUCUCCGGGAGAUCCCACAGGGAUCCCUGAGUCUUGAGUCGAGCCCAGAGCUGGAACUCUCUCUGGGAUCGCUGCAGGACUCCAUAAACAAUCAGCUGCGUAAAAAUGCAGAAAGCAGAGAAGCUGCUGAUCAUUACUUCUACAUUUAGAGCAACGGUGGCUCAGUAAAGCCAAUUUAAUGCAGCCCCUUUCAGACAAGAAGAAGACGUUUGCCAUGGAGCUGUGCAACAGAAGCAAAUUUUUACUUGUUCUCUGAGGACAUUUAGGUGCAAGGAUCACUUAAUGUUGCCCCUCAAUCAUCUGCAUCCUUAAAGAUUUCAUCUGCCAAGUGUUCAGCACAUAUUUAUGAAAUUCUGAACUGAUUAUUUUAAUUUUACGUUGGACUUCUUUUAAAAAUCUGUAAUUUUCUUAUAGGCCAUGCCUUUUAAUAUGUUUUGUAAAUAUUUAGCUAUAAUUACUGUUUUUAUUGGUUUACUCACAGUACCUUAAUGAAGGUAUAAGUGAAAAAUGUUUUAUUGAACCUUUCGAGCUGAGUUGCUGCUGUUGCUCGUGUUGGUCACAGCUUUUUUUUUUUUUCCAUUGUGCUUUCCUUCACCACUUCUGUGCGCUUGCUUAUGAAACCUUUAUUAGACUGGUUCUCCUUCUUGCCCGUAUCUGCUGUGAAAGAAGCAGAGAAGGCUUCUUCACAAUGGUUGAAAAGAAUAAAGAGAAUUUAGGUCUGAUAUAUGCAAGCGCAUCUAAAUACAUUGAAAUAUGAUGAAAAUGAAUUUUUAUUUCAGUAAUUUAAAUCAAGCUGUGAAAUAUACAUUAUCUACAUUAACUCCACUCAGAGUGACACAUUUUAAGUGUUUCUUUCUGGUCAUUUUUGAUGAUGAUGGGCUACAGCUAAUGACAACCAAAAAUUCAGUUUCUCAUAAAAUUAGAAUAUUACAAGGGACAAACAAAAAAGGAUGACUUUGGACUUGAUAAAAGACUGGACCACCACCAGCAGAUGACAUGGCUCCACUGAUCAUCACUGACACUGGACCUCAAGCUGUUUGGAUUCUCUGCCUCUCCACUCAAACACUGCGACCUAAUGCAAAAUGUACUUUUACCUGACAAGAAGACUUUGGACUUCUAAGCAACAGUCAAGUCCAUAGUUCUUCUUAGCCUUGGUAAGAUGCUUUGGACAUUGUCUCUUGUUUAGGUCACUUAAACCAAGCAAUGUUAGAAUUUGAGUCCAUGUCCUAAAUUUCCCAAACUCUUAAAAUAACUGCUUCACAAUCUUCUCAAGGAUUUGGUUAUCCUUGUUGCUUGUGCAACUUUUUAGCACAUGUUUUCCUUUUACUCAACUUUCUACUGAUUUGUUUUGACUCAGCAGUUUGUGAAUGGCCAACAUCUUUAACAAUGAUUGUGGCUUACCCUUCUUAUUGCAUGUCUCCCUAACUGUGUGCUGGACAACUAUGAAGUCAGCAGUCUUCCUCAUGAUUGCGUAGGCUAUAAUAAGGCAUUUCUGUUUUAAAUGUCUUUUUUUAAAUGGUCUGAGAAAGUAAAUGUUGGGUUUUCAUGAGCUAAACGGCAUUUUUAGCAAUAUUAGCAGAAAUAAACAUUAAUCAGUUAUUGUGUGGUUAAUCUAUGUCAUAGUUUUAAAGUAUAAUUUCAAUUACUGAAAAAAAUUAUGAUAUUCUAAUUUAUAAAGAUGCAGCUGUAUAUUAACUCACUGGAAUUUCCUAGCCUUUAUUAUUUUGCUGAGGGUCCUAAAUUUGUCCUCUGAAAGUCCCUCACACAAUAAACAUUGAAUAUUUUUAAUCUCCUGCCCCCCCCCCCCCCCCCCCCCCCCCCCCCCCUUGACCAGAGCACAAACAUGUCAUGCAUUACUGUAAUAUCAAUUACAUGUCUGUUCUGUAUUGGCUUCAAAUGUGAAAAAUGACUGAUAUCCAUUUCAUUCUUAGGGUCGAGGUACUGCCAUUAUUAAAAUAAUGUGUCCAGUG